Molecule: messenger RNA, 677 nt
Organism: Cotesia glomerata
Lineage: Eukaryota; Metazoa; Arthropoda; Insecta; Hymenoptera; Braconidae
Gene: e(r)
Product: enhancer of rudimentary homolog
Exons: 3
Coding region: 220-531 (103 amino acids)
Source: RefSeq, a predicted model, not a curated record
UAACUAAAUAUUAAAACCAUAAACGCCAAACUGCUGAUCUUGUGCAUUAACCGCUUACAAUAUUAAUGUUAAAAACAAUUCAAAUAAAUAAAUAAAAAGUUUUUUACAAAGUAUUAUUCAAAGUUGCAUGAAUAAAAACUAAGUGAAAUAAUUAAAGUAUUAUUUAUUUAUUAGUCUAGCUUGAACGAAGAAAAAAGUAUUUUUUAAAAACUAACCAACAUGUCUCAUACUAUUCUGUUAGUACAGCCGGGAAAUCGUCCAGAGACACGCACUUAUUCUGAUUAUGAAAGUGUUAACGAGUGUCUUGAAGGCGUCUGUAAGAUUUACGAAGAACACUUGAAGAGAAGGAACCCAAAUACUCCGACAAUAACCUACGACAUAAGUCAAUUGUUUGACUUUAUCGAUCAAUUAACGGAUCUCUCGUGUCUGGUUUAUCAAAAAUCAACAAACACGUAUGCUCCUUAUAAUAAAGACUGGAUUAAAGAAAAAAUAUAUGUCUUAUUGCGCCGUGCUGCUGGUCACAGUGAGUGAUCCAACUGGAUAUUUAUUUAUUUAAGUAAACAUUUUUUCCUCAUUACUUGCAUAAAUUAUAUUAAAUUUAUCUUAAUAUUAAAUACUAAAUAAUUAUGAUAUUUCUUUACUGUUUAAUAUAACAAAUAUAAUGUAUAAACGUUCAA